AUGGCUCUCAAUGCAGCUUCACAUAAUCCCACUGGCAGUCCUACAGGCUCGCCAUCUGGGCCGCCUCCACCUCCUUCAAGCGAAACAACGUCUGCCAUUCUUGACGCCGCAAAGGGUGACCCGACAGCACAGAGCCAAGGUGGUACCGAUGGAGCAGAGAUAGGUCCAGGCCCGCAUGGAGAAGGCGAGAAGCCCAAGACCGCCAAAGAGAUUGAAAAAGAGCGCAAAAAGGCUGAGAAGGAGAAGAAGUUCCAGGAGAAGAGAGCCAAACAACAACAAGCAGCCGCUUCCACAGCUCCCAAACAAAAGGAGAAGAAGAUCAAGAAGCCCGCAGCUGUUGAUGCGUACGAACCAUCCAAGAUAGAGCGGGAGCUAUACGAAUGGUGGGAGAAGCGAGAAUGUUUUGCCCCUCAGUUCACAGCGGACGGCAACGUCAAAGAAGAGGGAAAGUUUGUCAUCUCGAUACCGCCACCAAAUGUUACAGGAUCGCUACAUAUGGGCCACGCCCUGGCAAGCGCGCUACAAGACACUAUGAUCCGUCGAGCGAGGAUGAUGGGUAAGACUACGGCAUACAUCCCAGGCUGCGAUCAUGCCGGAAUAUCUACGCAGAGCGUAGUAGAGAAGACGCUCUGGAAGAAGGAGAAGAAAACAAGACAUGACAUUGGACGAGAAGCAUUGGUAGACACGAUUUGGGCGUGGAAAGGAACAUACCACAAGAACAUCACAAAUCAGCUGAAAAGGAUGGGCUUGUCUGUUGACUGGGGCAGAGAAGCUUUCACCAUGGAUGAGAAUCUUUCAAUGGCGGUCCGCGAAACAUUCAUCCAGCUCCAUGACGAAGGCAUCAUCUAUCGAGCGAACCGUCUUGUCAAUUGGUGCACUGCUCUCACCACUUCUCUAUCAAACUUGGAGGUGGAUAACGUUGACCUGCCAGGCAGGCAACUUUUGUCUGUGCCCGGGUACGAAAAAAAGAUCGAGUUUGGUGUGCUAACUCAUUUCUAUUACGAGAUCGAAGGCAGCGACAAGCGGAUCGAAGUUGCAACAACUCGUCCAGAGACUAUGCUCGGAGACACAGGGAUCGCAGUGCAUCCGAAUGACGAACGCUACAGAGACUUCAUUGGGAAAAGGGCUAAACACCCUUUUCUGGACCGAAGCUUGAUCAUAUUCGCGGAUGAGCACGUUGAUCCUGAGUUUGGUACCGGCGCUGUCAAGAUCACACCUGCCCAUGACCCGAACGAUUUCAAUCUGGGGAAGAAACACGAUCUUACCUUCCUCAACAUCUUCAACGAUGAUGGCACCCUGAAUGACAACACAGGAGACUUUGCAGGCAUGAAACGAUUUGACGCACGAUACAAGGUCAUAGAGGCACUCAAAGAAAAAGGCUUGUAUGUCAAAUGGGUGGAUAAUCCAAUGAAAGUGCCCUUAUGCAGCAAGUCGAAGGAUGUCAUCGAGCCGAUCAUGAAGCCACAAUGGUGGAUGAAAAUGGAGAGCUUGGCCAAACCUGCCAUGGAAGUCGUCAGAGACGGCACCAUUAAAAUCCAGCCAGAGUCAGCCGAGAGAAACUACUUUAUGUGGAUGGAAAAUAUUCAGGAUUGGUGUUUGUCAAGACAGUUAUGGUGGGGUCAUCGAGCUCCGGCUUAUUUUGUCGACAUCGAAGGUGGACAAGGAGAUUCUAGCGAUGGAGAUCUGUGGGUUUGUGCGCAAUCAGAGGAUGGCGCUCGAGAAAAGGCCGAGAAGAAGUUUCCGGGUAAGAAGUUUACCUUACGUUGGGACGAAGACGUUCUGGAUACGUGGUUUUCAUCCGCAUUAUGGCCUUUUUCAACGCUGGGAUGGCCAAAGAAGACCAAGGACAUGGAAACGCUUUAUCCGACCUCGAUUCUCGAAACUGGUUGGGACAUUUUGUUUUUCUGGGUCGCUCGGAUGAUCAUGAUGGGGGUAAAGCUGACAGGCAAGGUACCUUUCACGGAGGUGUACUGUCACUCUUUGAUCCGCGAUUCCGAAGGUAGGAAGAUGUCGAAGUCAUUAGGGAAUGUUGUUGAUCCGAACGAUAUCAUCGAUGGCAUUGGGCUUGAGGAACUGCAUGCAAAAUUAUUGACGGGCAACUUGGAUCCCAAGGAAGUGCAACGUGCAAAGGACUAUCAGAAGUCAGCCUUUCCAAAAGGCAUUAGUGAAUGCGGUGCAGAUGCAUUACGUUUCGCCCUCGUCAAUUACACCACAGGAGGAGGCGACAUCGCAUUCGACAUCAAAGUAAUAGAAGCCUACCGCCGCUUCGCCAACAAAAUCUACCAGGCCACCAACUUCGUCAAAGGCCGACUAGGCGAUGACUUUGUUCCCUCAGAAAUCCCAUACACCAACAAACCCAUCUCACUAGCCGAGAAAUGGAUCCUGCACCGCCUCAACAGCACGGUGAAAGAAGUCAACGACACCAUCGAAGCCCGAGAAUUCUCCACCGCAGCCAGCAGCCUGUACCAAUACUGGCUCACGCAACUCUGCGACACCUUCAUCGAAAACUCGAAAUUCAUCCUCCACGACGACGCCGCGGCUGAGGACCAAGCAUCCGCCAAACAAACCCUCUACACCGCCCUCGAAGGCGGUCUCCUCCUCCUCCACCCCAUCAUGCCCUUCGUCACCGAACACCUGUGGCAGAAGCUGCCGCGUCGACCUGGCGAUGAAACGCCUUCCAUCAUGGUUGCAAGAUACCCUCAAUUCAACACAGUGCUCGACCAACCCUCAGCGGCAGCGGGGUACGAAUUCAUCAUGGCUCUUGCCGCCGGGAUCAGGAGUUUACUGUCACAAUACAACUUCAAAGAGCCAGGCCACAUCUACAUCCAAACCAAUUCGCAAUCGGCAUACGACACCGCCUCCGCGGAACAGACGUCCAUCAAAUCCCUCGGCGGCAAAUACGUGGGUGAUAUCGAAAUCCUGGCCCCACCUUCGUCGAAGCAGGGCACGCAACAGCAGCAGCAGCAGCAGCAGCAACCGUCCGGUUGUGCGGUAUCCCCCAUCUCCGCCGAGGCAGCCGUUUACCUGAAGAUCGUGGGCACGAACGUCAAUCUCAGGCAGGAACUGGACAAGGCGCAGGAGCAGUUGAGGGAGGCGCAGGCGAAAGUGGAGAAAUCGAGGAAAAUCAUGAGCGGGGAGGGGUGGGGGAAGGUGAGGAAGGAGACGAGGGAGAAGGAGGAGAGCCAUUGUCGGGAUGCCGAGGCGGAGGUUGCAAGGUUUGAGGGCGUCAGGGCGGAGCUGGAGAGAUUGACCCUGGAAGAAUAG
Messenger RNA from Endocarpon pusillum Z07020, 3264 nucleotides. Its product is annotated as Valine--tRNA ligase. Bases 1 to 3264 code for a protein of 1087 amino acids. Gene Ontology annotation, molecular function: ATP binding; valine-tRNA ligase activity; aminoacyl-tRNA deacylase activity. The transcript is spliced from 3 exons. The record is from RefSeq and is a predicted model, not a curated record. Gene Ontology annotation, cellular component: cytosol. Lineage: Eukaryota; Fungi; Ascomycota; Eurotiomycetes; Verrucariales; Verrucariaceae. Gene Ontology annotation, biological process: valyl-tRNA aminoacylation.